This is a messenger RNA of Lutzomyia longipalpis, 4738 nucleotides long. RefSeq lists its product as uncharacterized. Bases 327 to 4631 code for a protein of 1434 amino acids. Gene Ontology annotation, molecular function: zinc ion binding; nucleic acid binding. The record is from RefSeq and is a predicted model, not a curated record. The transcript has 2 exons. NCBI's taxonomy places the organism in Eukaryota, Metazoa, Arthropoda, Insecta, Diptera, Psychodidae. Gene Ontology annotation, biological process: DNA integration.
CAAAGUUGACUUGCGUGCAAGUGCUCGUGAGAGAAACCGAGAGAAUGAUCACUUUCAUUCGGGACGUUCUCUAGUGCACAUGCGCUCCUCAAAAGACUCAAUUAAAAUUUAGACUAAGAACUCAGUGAAGUAAAAAAGUGAAUUAUUAGUAUUAAGUAGUGGACUUAUUAUUAGUGAAUUAGUGAAUUAUAAUUUAUCUAAGAUCAAGACGUGCAUAGCAACGAGGCCACCACCUUCCACCACCUGCUAGACCGGCGACAAAGAGGGAUAAUAAUUAUAGCCUCUUUUGGCACAGGUGAGUCCAAAUAUAACAUUGGCUGACGAAGAUGACGGACUCUACGGUGAAGGCCAUGCUUGAGACGAUGCAAUCCAUGAUGGCAGAGAUCAAAUCGCUCAAGCAGGAACAAAAGCCAACGGUUCCCUCAACGGAAGUUUCUGUGGAUGCAUUAGCUCGAGGGAUCUCUCCAUUCUCUUAUGCCCCUGAACAAAAUCUCACUUUUGAAAUGUGGUUUUUGCGCUACAAAAGCACAUUUCUACUCGACGGGAAAAAUUUGGACGAUGCUGCAAGAGUGAGGCUGCUGCUCCGCCGCCUCGACUCACCGUCCUAUGAGAGAUACGCAAGCAACAUUUUGCCACGAGAUCCAUCCGGAAUGAGCUUUGAUGACACUGUUAAGUAUCUCACAAAACUAUUCGGAAAGGGUGAGUCACUAUUUUGUACAAGAAGGAAGUGUUUGCAACUUACAAUAAAGGACUCCGACGACAUUACAACUCAUUCAGGGAUAGUGAAUCGUCAUUGUGAAGCAUUCAAACUUGGGGAAUGCACCAAUGAUCACUUUAAAGCUUUGAUUUUCGUCAAUAGCUUACAAAGUGAUAAAUAUGUGCUAGUGCGGGAGCAAUUGUUGACAAAAUUGGAGACUGAGUCUGCCAGUAAAAUCACUCUGGAAUUCAUGGUUGAAGAGGCUCGUCGACUCCAAAAUGUGAAAAGUGAUUCCCGGGUCGAUCCCCCUUCCGCGACUGUCAAUAUGGUGAAGAAAAAGGACUUUGCGCCUAAGAAAGACCGCCCUCCGAGUCCGUGUUACCGUUGUGGAGCCAUGCACUACGUAAAAGAUUGCCCUCAUGUGAAUACCAAGUGUUUCGAUUGUGGAAAAACGGGACACAAAUCCGGGUAUUGCCCUCCUGCGCCUCAGGAGUCAGGCAAGAAGCCUCAAGGCAAGAAAUCUUUUACGAAAAAGAAGAACUCGAACGCGCGAGUGAACGUUCUGUAUACGUCGCGACGCCGCGGAAGAAAGUACCUUACGCCGAUGGUAAAUGGACAAUUAGUGGAAUUUCAACUAGAUUGUGCCGCGGAUGUGUCCAUUAUGUCAGUGAAAACGUGGAAGGAGCUCAACCAGCCUACUCUGUCUGCAACCCCCAUGAGUGUUUCGGAUGCACAAUCACGCUCAAUCUCCAUCCUUGGAGAAUUUCAGUGUUCAGUGGGUUUGGGUGGCAAGGUUAUUCAAGGACGAUGCCUUGUCUCAGACAGAACUGUCAAUCUAUUCGGGAUUGAAUGGAUUGAGGCGCUGGGAUUGUGGGAAUUGGCGCCAAAUGUGUACUGCAACGCCAUCCAGAAAGAGAUCGACACUGCUGCUGCGAUCAAGGAGCUCCAAGCCACACAUCCUGUGGUUUUCGGGAAAGAAAUGGGUCUAUGCACCAAGGCCAUAGGAUCCAUCUAUCUCAAGCCGAAUGCCAGUCCUAUCUUUCGACCAAAACGGCCUGUUCCGUUUCAUUUGAUGAACACGAUUGAUGAGGAGCUCCAACGCUUGCAAAAUUCCGGGAUUAUCACUCCCACGGAAUUCUCAUCUUGGGCUGCGCCCAUAGUCGUUGUCAAGAAGCCCAAUGGUCGAAUUAGAAUUUGUGGGGACUACUCAACUGGCUUAAACGAGUCUGUGGAGAUGAACAAUUAUCCAAUUCCGGACCCAGACAGCCUCUACAGCCAGCUCGCAAACAAGCGGAUCUUCAGCCAUAUAGAUCUCUCAGAUGCGUACCUGCAAAUUCCCAUGGAUGAGGAAGCGAGUCAACUUUUGACAAUCCACACUCACCGUGGCCUCUUUCGAUUUAAUCGAUUGCCCCCAGGAAUCCGGAGUGCCCCCGGAAUAUUCCAGGGAAUCGUGGAGGCGAUGCUACAAGGCAUUCCAGGAGUAUUCGCAUACUUCGAUGACAUAUGCGUCGCUAGCCAGAACACCCACGAACACUUUGAUGCACUCAAGGAAGUAUUCAAGCGCCUUGAAGACUACAACUUCCGUGUGAAAUUGGAAAAAUGUCGGUUUUUCUCAAAAAGCAUCAAGUUUCUGGGAAUCAUCGCAGAUGAAAAUGGCCUCCACCCAGAUCCGGACAAAACAGAUGCAAUCAACAAGAUGCCCGCACCGACGAAUGUCAGUGAACUUCGCAGUUUUCUCGGAGCUAUCCAAUUUUGGGGCCGAUUCAUCCCUUCUAUGAGUGAAAUUAGGGCACCAAUGGAUCGACUGCUGAAAAAGGGUGUUCGUUGGCAGUGGACAGCUCAAUGUCAGGCAGCAUUUGUCAAGUUCAAGGAGGUGAUCACCUCUGAACUGUUGCUCACACAUUACAACCCUGAGCUCCCCACAAUCAUCGCAUCUGACGCCUCUUCUUAUGCUGUCGGAGCUGUGGCAUACCACGUAUUUCCGGACGGACAGCAGAAGGCAUUUUAUCAUGCUUCUCGACGUCUCACAGACACGGAACAGGGCUACAGCCAGGUAGAAAAAGAAGGACUCGGUAUUGUGUUCGCUCUCAAGAAGUUUCAUCGCUUCAUUUAUGGAAGACGCUUCACUUUACUGACGGAUCAUAAACCACUUGUCUCGAUAUUCGGCAGCAAAAAGGGUAUUCCUGUACAUACCGCAAACCGUUUACAACGAUGGGCACUGACGCUGCUGAAUUAUGACUUCGAGAUCAAGUUCAUCUCAACUGACAGCUUCGGCCAUGCCGAUGUACUGUCACGAUUGAUCAGUGCGACUACGCUACCGCUAGAUGAAGUUGUGAUUGCAGAGAUUCGCCUAGAUGAGGAGCAAGAUCGAAUCGUAGUUCAGGAGGCUUCGUCGAAACUACCGGUGAAUUUCAACAUGAUCAAACGUGCAACACAGUCCUCUCAGAGUUUGCAACAGGUUGUAAACUACAUCAAAGGCGGAUGGCCAGCGUCACAAAAGUCCAUUCGAUCAGCAGAAGUUGCAAAGUAUUACAAGAUACGCGAAUCCCUCUCACUUAUGCAGGAGUGUAUCUUUUACAGAGAAAGGAUAGUUGUUCCUGAGCAAUUUCGAAGAAAAAUGCUGUCGCAACUCCACCAUGCUCACCCUGGAAUGAGCAGGAUGAAAUCUCUAGCGCGAGGUUAUAUAUUUUGGCCAGGGAUCGAUGGUGACAUCGAGCAUGUUGUGAGACAGUGCGAGGAUUGCGCUGUGGCUGCCAAGGCCCCUGUUAAGGCGCUAUUAGCUUCAUGGCCCUUAGCUACAAGGCCCUGGGAGCGUAUUCAUUUAGACUACGCCAAGUAUCGGGGUGAAAUGUUCUUGCUUGUCAUUGAUGCCUACUCCAAAUGGCCGGAAAUUUUUCGAACCCCCUCAACAACCUCAACGCAGACAAUUCAACGGCUACAAGAAACCUUUGCCAGAAAUGGACUUCCCGAAACAAUUGUCAGCGACAACGGUACACAGUUUGUUAGUGAGGAGUUCGCUGAAUUCUGCCGCACAAACGGCAUCCAGCAUCUCAAGACAAAUCCUUACUGUCCUUACAGUAACGGCCAAUGUGAGAGACUUGUGGAUUCUUUAAAGAGGUCCAUGAACAAGCAGGGAACUUCGGUAUCUUUGGAUGUCGGACUUCAACGUUUUCUUGCAAACUACAGGAUGACGCCGAAUGAAAACGUUCCAGAUGGCAAAUCACCUUCCGAGAUUUUCUUUGGCAGGAAGACCAGAACGAUCUUUGAUUUACUCAAAUAUCGAGAAAUUCCGGAAGCACAGCGCAACACAAAAAUGGAGGAUGAGUAUAACCGCAAACAUGGCGCGAAGAAACGCUCUUUCCAGAAGGGGGAGGAAGUCUACGCUCAAAAAUUCUCUCCUGGUGGAAAAUUUAAGUGGACAGCAGGAGUAGUGAUUGAACGCCGUGGCACUGUCAGCUACAAUGUACGACUCACAAACGGAACCCUAGUCCGUUCACAUGUCAACCAGCUGCGACAACGCUCUGUGAAUACAGAAUCUGUCCCGGAUUCAUUGCCAAUUCCCACGACGCCCACUCAAACAGUACCAACAACACCGCGUCCAUCUCCACGCCAGGCUACAAGUUCUCACUCAACUCCUACACCUACAGGAAGCAACCGUAUUGUAACUCCGGAUGUGUCGACGCCGGAUGUUUCGACGUACGGGACACCUAUAACGAUAUCCGACUCAUCGGACGCCUUGGAUGUGUCAGAGCCAACUUUCCAGGGAUUCCCAGAUGGUACUCCUACUGCAGAGCGCAGGAGUACAUCGGAUAGUCAAGACGCUGUGUCUCUUCCGCGGCUUCGCCCGAAUCGACCAAGCGUUGGAAGAUACCGAGAAGGAUCUAGACGGCGUCUCCUUCCCAGGGGGGAGAUGUUGCAUGACAACGACAACUGACAAAGUUGACUUGCGUGCAAGUGCUCGUGAGAGAAACCGAGAGAAUGAUCACUUUCAUUCGGGACGUUCUCUAGUGCACAUGCGCUCCUCAAAAGACUCAAUUAAAA